UACGUUUACAUUCUGUUCUCGACGUCGCGUUCAUUGUGGGGAGCCAUUACCCUUGUCCGCGCUAAAGCAUCGUGCCAUAUUCCCAUUCGCACCCUAAAACUAACAGCAUUCUAGUAGUUUUAAGUGAAAUAUUAUGAGAGUGAAGACCGAAAUGGACGACGACGAAAAGGGAAAACUCUUUGUUGGAGGAUUGUCUUGGGAGACAACGCAAGAAAAUCUGCAACGUUACUUCGGUCGUUAUGGCGAAGUAAUUGAUUGUGUUGUUAUGAAAAAUAGUGAAUCUGGACGUAGUCGUGGAUUUGGAUUCGUUACAUUUAGCGAUCCUGCUAAUGUUCCUUUGGUUCUUCAAAAUGGACCACAUCAACUUGAUGGACGUACAAUUGAUCCAAAGCCAUGUAAUCCACGUACCCUACAAAAACCAAAACGCAGUGGUGGUUUUCCAAAAGUUUUUCUUGGCGGCCUUCCAAGUAAUGUGACAGAAACUGAUUUAAGGUCUUUCUUUACUCGAUUUGGGAAGGUUAUGGAAGUUGUCAUUAUGUAUGAUCAAGAAAAAAAGAAAUCGAGAGGAUUCGGCUUUCUCAGUUUUGAGGAUGAAGAUGCUGUGGACCGAUGCGUAGCGGAGCAUUUUGUCAGCUUAAAUGGAAAACAGGUUGAAAUUAAACGUGCUGAACCACGAGAUUCUUCAAGUAAAAUGAAUGAUAGUCAUCAAGGUCAAUGGGGUCCACCUCAACAAGGUGGGCCGCCAAUGGGUAUGGCUGGGAAUAUGGGACCUAUGGGUGGUCCGAAUGGUCAGAUGGGUGGACCUAUGAUGGGUGGUCCUAUGGGACCUCCUGGAAAUAUGAUGCAACAAUAUCAAGGUUGGGGUACAAGUCCUCAAACUGGUGGAUAUGCUGGAUACAGUACCCAGUAUAAUACUCAAGGAUGGGGUGCACCACCAGGACCACCACAACAACAGCAAAUCCCACCACCGCCACCGCAUCAAUGGGGUAGCAGUUAUAAUGUCCAGCCUGCAGCAGCAACUCAAGGUUAUGGAAGCUAUGGUGGGCCGGCGGCGGCCGCUUCAGGGGGCUACGGGCCCACGGCGGGUACUGGCGGGGCUGCGGGGGGCGGGCCCGGGGGUUCUUGGAACUCCUGGAACAUGCCACAGAAUGGGCCCCCUCCUGGGACCCAGCCACCACCCCAGCCCCCUCAACCCAACUCCUCGCAGCCCAACUCCAACUCGAACCCCUCUGGCCCGCAGGGUGAUAUGUAUUCACGACAAACUACCGGCUCAGGUGCACCUGGAACUAGUAGCAGUUCGGCUAAAACACCGGAUUACAGUGGCUAUUCCGCAUAUGGUAAUUAUGCUGAUACCACGUAUCCUCAACAACGUUCAUAUACGGGAGGAGAAAGCAACCAAGGCACCGGAUACGGAUCUUCGAGCCUAGCGAGUGUUCCUGCUGCACCAGGAACGAACGACAGCUACAGUGGGGGUGGACCCCAAAGGGGUUACUCAGGCACUUCGUCCAGCUUCAACAAUUACCAUCCCUACCGUCGCUAAGAAGGAUAAGACAAAUUAUGCCUCGCUUUUGAAAAAUAAGGAUUUUCUUCUUUUCUUCUUCUUCUUCUUCUGCUUCUACUACUUCUACUACAACUACUACUACCAUCAACAUCAGAACUAUUACUUCUGAUACUACUAUCACUGCUUCUACGCUUCUUCUUUAUUGAAUGAUCGAUCGUCAGUAAUAAGUGCAUGCGCGCGCAAACACAUUGUUUUUUGAAAUUUUUUGAUGAAGAAGACAAACUUCUGAGUAUCCUCAUACCUUCCCAAUGAUUACAACUGGACAUUAUCUUCAUUUCACAGCCAGUGAACAAGAAGACUUUUUUGCGAUCUUCCAUACGUCCUACUUUAUUUCCUCUUUUACUUCUUUUUUUUUUUCCUUUUAUUUCGUACUUCAAUCUGAAGAUCCGAUACAUGCGGUUUAAAUAGCUUAGCAAAGCUAUCGCAUUCUCGUAGUAAUAUACGUCCUGUUCUUUCGAAGUAAGGAUAAAAAAGGACAACAAAUUAAUUAUGAAAAUUGCGAUCCACGUAUAUCUGAGGGUCGACAAGAUGAGAGAAAUAGACAAUGAUAUGGGAAAAAGCUAUUCUUUUUCUUCCAAUGAAGAAGAUUCUUCAAGAAUCGAAAGAGAUGUAUUAAACCAUUUUAUAGUAAUGACAAAAAGACAAAGAAAACUACUAUUGAUAGAAAGAGAAAAAAGGAAAUGCACAAGGAGAAAAGAAACCCUGAUAAAAAUGCGUAAGAAGUUCGACUCUGACGACACGAGUAUAAUCACUAUCUCUUUUCCAUGCCUUCUCCCUCUUCAUCUUAGAUUUUUAUUUUCAUUCCUUUUUAUAGAUUAUAAAAGUGUCAAGUUUGUUAGCAUGUUCUUGCGUGCGUGCGUGCGUGCCUGCGAGCAACUGUUCUCCGGAAGCCAUCUUUUUUGAAACUUCGGGCAGUGAAAAAAUGAAGAAAGACGAUAGGCUGAUGUUGAUCGACGUUAAAAAUCCCUGUUCUAAGGUGGUAUCUGGGCAAGAUGUUUAUCAAAUGUCCAUCUUGGAACGAUCCAUGCGAGCACGAGGAUUCUGAUGAAUGAUUACUAUUACAUAUUAUAUGUUAUAUAUAUAUAUAUAUAUAUAUAUAUAUAUAUAUAUAUAUAGUGAGGUCGACGAAAGAAAAAAGUAAGGAUUUCGCGUGAUUGUUUAAUAUUAAGUUUAGGAUAAGUGUUUUAUGCCGAUAAUAUGAUAAAUAUUAAUAUUAAUAAUGCGCGUGCAAAUGUUUGUGUGCGUACGAGUGUAUGUCCACUGAUACACGCAAGGACACAUAGGAAGACAUUUAAAAAUAGAAAUAAUGUAGAAAUAAGAAGGAUAACGACAUUAUGAAAGGAAACGAUCUUUUGCGAUCUGUCGCGACAUUUCUGCAUUUGAAUCUCUCUCUCUCUCUCUCUCUCUCUCUCUCUCUCUCUCUCUCUCUCUCUCUCUCUCUCUCUCUCUUUUUCUCCCUUUCCCUCUAUCUAUCUCUCCAUUUCACUUCUUCUUUGACUCUCUUCUUCUUUGAGAAAACAAAUAUUUUCUAUUGAUUGAAAUAGAGAAGAUUUCAUCAGAAUUUUUGUUCGUACUGAAAUUAAUGAAAUCUAUUUUCAAAAA
Vespa velutina is the source of this 3163-nucleotide messenger RNA. It is a transcript of the gene Hrb27C, whose product is annotated as heterogeneous nuclear ribonucleoprotein 27C-like. Gene Ontology annotation, molecular function: RNA binding. Lineage: Eukaryota; Metazoa; Arthropoda; Insecta; Hymenoptera; Vespidae. The record is from RefSeq and is a predicted model, not a curated record. The transcript has 8 exons. The coding region runs from base 134 to 1540 and encodes 468 amino acids.